Messenger RNA from Thrips palmi, 1260 nucleotides. RefSeq lists its product as uncharacterized. Bases 1 to 1260 code for a protein of 419 amino acids. Gene Ontology annotation, cellular component: neuronal cell body; dendrite; axon. The record is from RefSeq and is a predicted model, not a curated record. Gene Ontology annotation, biological process: sensory perception of taste. The transcript has 7 exons. Lineage: Eukaryota; Metazoa; Arthropoda; Insecta; Thysanoptera; Thripidae.
AUGUCGAUGAUGCGGUCGCGCAGGCUGUGCUGGCUGGCGCGGGUGCUGGGGGUGUUCCCGCUCACGGAGCGCCCCGCCGGCGAGCCCGUCAAGCCGGACGCCAAGAUCAACGCCGUCUUCCCGGCGGACGCGGCGUCGGCGAUGCCGCGGAGCUGGACGACGGACUUCUCCAGGAAGGCGCGCGGGGACCCUGGGCCCAAGCCCAUGCUGCUGGAGAGGUCGGCCUUCUGGACGUGCUACUCGGUGCUUUUCGUGAGCGUGGUGCUCUGCGCCACGGUGUACUGCACCCUGGACGACUUCUUCAAGGGCGAGGCGGCGACGGGCGUGCGGUGGACGUCGCGCACCGACCAGUACGCCACACUGUGCGAGUACCUCAGCCUGUGCAUCUCCGCCCUGGCCUCGGCCAUCAGCGCCUGCGCCUUCGUGGGCCCCGUCAUCCGCCAGGCGGACCUGCUCGCGGAGGUCGACGCUUUGCUAGGGCUGCCGCCACCGGCGCCGCACCGCUUCCUGUCGCUCUGGCUCUUCGUGGUGCUGGGCGUCAUCGUGACGGACAGCUCCGUGUGGCUGGUGACGGGCUCCAACACGGUGUUCGACGCGCUGGAGGACCUGCCCCUCUACGUCACGUACUACAUGUGCUUCACCUCGGAGGUGCUCUUCAUGAGCGACGCGCUGGCCGUGAAGGAGCGCAUCGCGUCGGUCAACGAGAUCCUCGUCUCGGCCAUGCCGCCGCCCGGGACGCUGUGCGUGCGGCGCCUGGCCAAGGCGCACGCCAUGCUGUGCGAGGCCAUGGAGGCCGUCUCGACGCGCUACGGGCCGCCGCUGGCGGUCGACAUGGUGGGCGUGCUGCUCAACCUGGUCAUCACCUCGUACUUCUCCCUGGAGGACCUGCUGCCCUUCUCGCCGCCCGGCGACGACGGCACGCUCACGUUCAUGGAGAUGGUGUUCGCCAUGCUGCACCUCGGCCGCAUCGUGAUGCUGGUGGAGCCGGGGUCCUCGGCCAACCGGGAGGCGGAGCGCAGCGCCGUCCUCGUGGGCUACCUGUGCUCCACCGUCCCGCACGGCAGUUUGAUGUACGAACAGCUCAAGGCGAUGUCCACCCAGCUGCACCACCAGCGACCCGCCUUCACUCACUGCGGCGUCAUCGAACUGGACCGCUCCCUGAUUGUCUCGAUCGUGGGCUCCGUGACGACGUACCUGCUGGUGCUGCUGCAGCUCAAGCCGACCGCCAUCCACGACUCCCACACCAACAGCACUGCGUAG